ACAGAGGUAAAAAAAAUGUAGAACUUUCAUCAAUGUCACUUGUUGUACCAGAAGGUUCAAAUGUUUUCAAAAACAGAAUGGAAAAGGCCAGAGCCCUAAGAAAAUUUAAAGAAGGUUUACCAAAAUCUCCAUCUAAACGAUGCGCAGUUAUAUCGACUUAUUUGGCCCGCAGAUCCCCUCGAUCGCCAACAAUAGCUAAUCUGAAACAUUCAGUUUCGCCAGUUGAAAUGGCCGUCGUUGCAGAUAUUCAAGAAAUAAUAAAAUCUACAAAAUUAAAGCGAUCUAAGAAUGCACGUUCGGUAAUGAAUUCUGUUACUGCAUCAAUCAGCGGGGAAAAUUUAGCAAACUCGAGAGGUAAAAUUAAACUGUGUAAAAAUUUAGGUUUGCCAGCAAGAAGGGUUGCUGGAGGCCAGCGUAUUAGGUCUAGAAUUCUUAAAAGUGAAUCGUUUGCAUGGGCUCUUACGCAACAGAAAACAAGAAAAUAUUCCAUUUCAGAAGAAACAAAGAAAACAGUUUAUAACUUUUGGCUCUCUGAUGGCAUAUCACACCCGACCGGCAACAAAUCCGAUAUCAAAAGAGAACGAUUGGGACCAAACUUAUAUACUUCGCAUAUGACACACGUGCUGGAAAAAACACAAACUGAUGCGUAUUUAGAUUUUGUCGCCAAAUAUCCGGAAAUUAAAAUUGGACAAAGAGCAUUUGAGAAACUUCGACCGUUUUUCGUAAGACCUGCAUCUGAAAAAGAUAGAAAUACAUGCUGUUGUAGAUAUCACGUGGAAGCAAACCUUGUUUUCAAAGCAUGUAUGAAGUUCAGAAAAUCGUGUGACAGGGAAACCGAUUCGCAAGAAGGUGACUAUCCCGUAUUUGAGAAAAUGUCAGACCUUAUACAUAUUACGCUAUGUCCAAAAGUAAAUGGAUUUUAUAGAAAAAAUUGUCUUGACCGAAAAUGUAGCCUUUGCGGAGUUGGUAAUUUCAAACUUUAA
This is a messenger RNA of Mytilus trossulus (common blue mussel), 983 nucleotides long. RefSeq lists its product as uncharacterized. The record is from RefSeq and is a predicted model, not a curated record. NCBI's taxonomy places the organism in Eukaryota, Metazoa, Mollusca, Bivalvia, Mytilida, Mytilidae. Bases 33 to 983 code for a protein of 316 amino acids. The transcript has a single exon.